AUGGCUGAAGCAAUUUCACCAAUAAUUCGACAAGUAACUAUAGAAAACAAGGACAUUGGGAGCCUUUCUAUCGACUAUCAUCUUGAAGACGUCGAAGAUUGUUUUAUUUACGACCGGCAUGGAGUCUCCUUUCCGUUCAAGAAAUUAUAUCGAGACAGGAAAUCGGUCAUAAUAUUCGUGCGGAAUUUCCUGUGCUACAGCUGUAAGGAAUAUGUGGAGGAUUUGAGUAAAAUACCUAAAGAAGCACUAGAGGAUGCUGCCAUUAGACUGGUUGUGAUUGGACAGGCUGCUCAUCAUCAUAUAGACCCGUUCUGUUUACUGACCGGGUAUCCUUAUGAAAUAUAUGUGGACCCCGAGAGGAUCAUUUAUCAAAAGCUGGGGAUGAAGAGAGAGGAGACAUUUACAGACUCAGCCCAACCCAGUCCCCAUGUGAAGUCUGGUAUCUUUAUGGGGCAAGUGAAGAGUGUAUGGAGGGCCAUGACUAGCCCUGCAUUCGACUUCCAGGGUGACCUACAUCAACAAGGUGGAGCCAUCAUCGCAGGACCAGGCUCUCAGGUUCAUUUUUCCCAUUGUGACAUGAACCGCCUGGACCACAUGCCCAUUAACUGGCUCCUGCAGCUCGCCGGGGUUCAACAGACUCUGGACUUCAGUGAUAAGCCAACAAUCAUUCAUGUGUAGCCAGCUGGUCUGCUUGAAAGCAUGCUUCAUUCUUCAUCACUGUUUGGGCAUCAUCAUUUUAUAAAACAUAUUUGUGUCUCAGUUAUACUCAGUCUGUUUUUUUUAAUCAAGUCUGUACUUGCUCUUCUGCUCUGCCAAAAUAUUGGAUAGGUGAGGUCUGAAACACAAGUCUUCUCUAAAACUCUUGGCUUUAUUCAAGGUCUUCUUACUAGUAUUUCCAGAGCUUCCAAUCACAUCUCAUGUGCUGAUGAAGGUGAAAGCCAGUAAAUGAACUGAGCAAAGUUGUUCUGCCAAUGAAGAACAUGUAAUGUUGUUUGAGAAUAAAAGAGCUCUAGAAAAAGCA
Molecule: messenger RNA, 1021 nt
Organism: Trematomus bernacchii (emerald rockcod)
Lineage: Eukaryota; Metazoa; Chordata; Actinopteri; Perciformes; Nototheniidae
Gene: prxl2c
Product: peroxiredoxin like 2C
Exons: 6
Coding region: 1-678 (225 amino acids)
Source: RefSeq, a predicted model, not a curated record